Andrographis paniculata is the source of this 649-nucleotide messenger RNA. RefSeq names its product probable calcium-binding protein CML44. The transcript has a single exon. Lineage: Eukaryota; Viridiplantae; Streptophyta; Magnoliopsida; Lamiales; Acanthaceae. Bases 98 to 556 code for a protein of 152 amino acids. The record is from RefSeq and is a predicted model, not a curated record. Gene Ontology annotation, molecular function: calcium ion binding.
UGGAAGACUAACCACCAAGAAUGAUCCAUAAGCAACAUACUUCGAUGGUAGAAACUUCCUUCGGUUUUAUGUACCCUUUUUUCCUGUUCCGAAAAAAAUGUCUCCCCUCAGCACACUUCACCUGCACGCAAUCUUCAACCAGUUAGACAAGAAUGGCGAUGGCCUCGUGAGCUUGGAAGAGCUCAUGUGGCUUCUUGAGAAGAUCGGCGUUUGUGCCACUCGAAAUGAGCUCAAGCUCUUGAUAGGCAAGGAUACCCUCGACCCCCUCGACUUCCUGUUCUUCUAUCAGACUCUGGUGAUUGAUGGAAACAAUGGCAAAUGUGAAAUAGAAGAGAAAGAUGGAAUCUUGGAGGGGGAUCUCAGAAAGGCUUUCCGGGUCUUCGACCUCAAUGAUGAUGGAUUCAUUUCCAGUGAAGAACUCCAAGCGGCACUCUCCAAGUUGGGCCUGUGGGAUGAAUCCUGUGGGAGGGACUGCAAGAGUAUGAUUGGCAUGUACGAUGUCAAUUCAGAUGGACUGCUUGAUUUCGAAGAGUUCAAGAAUAUGAUGUCAGCUUGAACACUUGUUAUAACUGCACUAUGCUAUGUUUUCCUAUGUUUGUUGUUUCAGUAAUAUUCCCAUGCAAUUAAAUAAUAACUAUGUUUUCAACUA